This is a messenger RNA of Megachile rotundata (alfalfa leafcutting bee), 1701 nucleotides long. RefSeq names its product Cytochrome P450 309a2. The record is from RefSeq and is a predicted model, not a curated record. Gene Ontology annotation, molecular function: oxidoreductase activity, acting on paired donors, with incorporation or reduction of molecular oxygen; iron ion binding; monooxygenase activity. Lineage: Eukaryota; Metazoa; Arthropoda; Insecta; Hymenoptera; Megachilidae.
UUGCGCCAGUUGUCGUUCAGAAUAGUGGCACACAGCAUCGCUGCACCGUUUUGCCAAGAUGGCAUCCGCGUGUUUGACCCUUCUAAUCGGUGCCCUAGUCCUGUUGACCGUGUACCUAAUUAAAAAGUACACUUAUUGGAAGCGACGAGGAAUUCCAACGGCAAGCGGAGUUCUUCCUCUUCUGGGUAACAUGUUGCCAGUGUUAACCUUGAGGUACAGCCACUUGAGCUACAACGUGAAAGUGUACGACGAUCACAAAGAGCACAGUAUGGUCGGAUACUACAAAUUUCUGAAACCGGUGCUGCUAGUUCGCGAGCCGCAGCUAAUAAAGACAGUGAUGCAAACGAAUUUCUCGAGUUUCGCCGACACCGGAAUGAUACUGCGACCGGACCUGGAUCCGCUGCUCUCGAAGAAUCCAUUUUUCAACGUAGGCGAAGCGUGGUCGCGCGCUAGGAAGCGAAUGACCAACGCGUUUUCGAACGCGAAAUUGAAGAUACUCCACGGAGCCGUUAACGGAGUCUGCAAAAAAUUCGAGGACUUUUUGAAUCGGCAGUUGUCUACCAGCGACAAGUACGAGGUCGAGUUGAAGCAAUUAUUCUUGAAAUUCACCGGCGAAGUUGUGGCCAACGCCGGUCUGGGCAUCGAGGGAUACUGCUUCGACGAUAACAAGAAAUCUAUGGCGUUCUAUGCGAUGUUGGAACCGCUUUUCAAAACGAACCUCUUCAUGGGUAUCUUGCAAAUUAUCUUUUUCGUUCCCGAACUGAGAAAUUUCUUGCGUUUGAGGUUCAUACCGAAGGAGCUCGAUCAAACGUUCAGAGGCAUCGUGAAGGAGAACCUGCAGAUCAGACGAAAUGAUCCAAAAGAAAGAAGCGAUUAUCUGCAGGUGAUGAUCGACAUGGAAAAGACGGACAAACAGAAUAUAGACGAAGAAGCGAUCACAGCCGAAGCGUUGUCCUUGUACGUGGACGGUUUAGAGACAUCCAGCAUCACCCUUAGUUACCUCGGUUUUCAUCUGGCGACGCAUCCGGACAUACAAGAAAAAUUGCGACAGGAAGUGAAGUCCAAAAUCGCGAAAUAUGAUGGGGUGCUGACGUUUGAAGCACUGAAGGAAAUGACGUACAUGGAUCAAGUGAUCAGCGAAUCACAAAGAUGCUGUCCCGUUGUAUCCGCGCUUAAGAGGCAAUGUACCGAAACGAUCGAAUUGAAGGGAUCCGAUGGACUGUCCUGUCGAGUGCAGCCUGGCACAAUUGUUAUGAUACCCAACUUCUCGUUGCAACGGGACCCGAAAUAUUGGCCUGACCCUGAACUGUUUGACCCGGAACGCUUCAACGAAGAGAGAAAGCAGGAUAUCGUGAAAAUGACUCAUCUUCCCUUUGGAGAAGGCCCGAGAAUGUGUGUGGGCAUGAAGAUGGCGAUGCUGCAAAUGAAAUCGUGCGUGGCUACCUUGCUCAGCAAGUACAAAUUGGAAUUGUCGAAGAAAACGCAGCAGCCUUUGAAAUAUGUGCCUCAUUCCUUCAUGUUGACACCCGUUGGAGGAAUAUGGGUUCACAUCUCAAAGAUUUAGUUACAUAGCAGUUUAUAUUAACAUUGUUAUUUACAUAUUCUGAAUUUUUAUUUCACUUAGCUGUAAUGUAUCUGUGCUAAACUCAGAUAAAAUGCCAAAAAUAAUUUGAGGCGUAUCAUUAAAUCGCUGUAUCUUAA